GCGCGUAGGGUCAUUACGCCUUUAGCUGUAAAAGUUUAAAGAUGCGCGUAGGGUCAUUACGCCUUUAGCUGCAAAAGUUUAAAGAUGCGCGUAGGGUGUUUUAGACCAAAAGUUUUGUAACUUCGAAAUGAAGUCUAACCAACCUCCAAUUCUCUUUGUAAGAUACCUUUUGAUUUUAAGACUCAUUGUCACCAGUUUACUUCCGGAGGGCCGACGGAAACCUCAACCGACAAGAGACAAAAGAAUCUAUUAGAAUCAUCAGACACAUCCAAGCAACUCCCAAAAGACACACUGCUUUUACCUGUUUACAAUUUUGAAUUUUGUUUUCCGUUAAAAAUCAUCGGAGAUUGUUACGUAAUCGUCAUCAACGAAAAUACCAAACCAGGCGCGUACACAGGGUGCCCCCCCCUCGACCUUGGCGGCCAAAAAGUGGGUCAAUUCUUAUUUAGGGGUCUUCAAAUACUAUGUUUUUCCAUAUGAUACCAAUGACUGCACAUCCCCCUCGGCCAAUCCUGAGAACGCGAGAAUCCUGCAUGCAAACAUUUUACAAGCAAUCCAUUGUUGGCUAAAAAGAUUCCAAGGAAUAAAAUGAAGCAAGCCAACUGGCUGCAAAAAAAAAUAAAUAAAUAAAAAAAAAAAAUAAUAGAAUAUGAAAAAUAAUUUCUGUUUAUCACCCCGUCAUCAGAUAUCACAUGGCCGGCUCUUCACCCACAGCUUCUCGCCCCAGGCCACUUAUGACACGCAACCCACAAAGCAUGUCAUGUGUUUUAAACUUCCCUGUUGUGUCUUUUCUAAUUGCUGCUCCUUUCUCGUCAGUGGCCUCUAGCUAUUAAAAACACCUUUAGUAGAGAAAUAAUUUAUCGAAAAAAAUUAUCCAUACUUCAAGCAAAUAUGUUUGUAGCUAGAAGAAGUAGAAAACAUAUCUGCGGGAAAAUCAUAAAUCGAAAUAAGACCAGCAUGUAAUACGUUUUUCGUUUAAACCACCCUACAUUAUUUCAUUAAAGCUUAUAUAUGCAAAACAUUUACUAUUAGACAGCUUCACGAUCAAAUCAGCCAAAAUGGAAAUCCCUUAAGCGAUUAUUAAACAAGGUAAAAAUUCAGGUUUAAUGUUUUUCGCGUGCGUUUUGCCUUACAGUUUUUGUUGGCUUUUAAACCAGGUAACAAAAUUAAAAAAUAUAAUUAUGUAUGCGUGAGCGUUUCUAUUCAAUUAUGCAUGAUAUACCUCACAAUAUAAAACAUAACGGGAUAAGUGCCUUUAACCACUACCCCUGAGAAAGUCACAUAUGCUUUUAAGGAAAAAUAGAUUCAACCUCACAGGGGAUAGCAAAAUAGAAUGAUAGAGUCAACUAAAGCCCAAUGAAAUUUGAUAUAAAGAAACAUUUGAAGAAGACGCGUCUAUCGCCAUAGGAGUUGAAGCGUUUUGGAGCAUUUGGCGCGACGAGAAAAAAGGGUCUUCUCAAAGAAUGAAAUCAAGCUAGAGAAGGAAGGAGGAAGGAACUAUCUUGCUCUAUAAUAUGCGAGAUUAUUCGCAUAAAAUUGGGAUGAUUUCACCUCAGGCCAUUAUUCCCUGAAAACAAUACAACAAAUCGUUCAAAUUGUGGCAAAACGUAUAGCGAACACACACAAGAAGAUUGCCAAGCAUUAGCCAAUAGUCGAAGAUUUUAGCGAGGAAUAGACCUUCAGCUGUGACAAGCUGUUUCCUAAUAAACCGGGAUAAAAAGAGGGAAAAUAAACCGGAAAAAAGCACAAGCAUUUAGACAGGGAACUGAACUGAACUUGGUUUAAUCUUGAAAAUAGAAAUACUGGACGAGAAAAACGAAUUUUGUUAGCCUGACAGGAAUUUUAGCGAAUGUUCUUGGUAAUCCUGGAAGGUGGGAUACACUCGAAUUAAUGCCCGUGAAAUCUAUUCGUAAUUAAACGAAAAAAAAAAAUGGCGAAAGCAACUUUAAUGGAAUUCUUCAGAAAGAAAUAAAAGAAAACUGGAGACUAAAAAAUCCAGAUUAGGCUUUGAUUGUUCCACCAAUAAGAGGCGUGAUACCAUUGGCUUAAAGCAAAGCCCUUUGAGAUCGAAGAAAAUCUUUCCGUCAAAGAGAGGUAUUAUAAAAACGGUAAUUACGCAGUACAAUUUUAAAGGACACUGAGGAAAAGCACUUUCGGGGGGCGUUUUGUGACUUACAAAAGUGAUUCACACAAGAGAAGUCUUGAAGAACCAAAUAGGAGGAACCUUUAAGAGCUCUUUGCUAAGAGUGGAUUGCGAUCAUUUGGCAGGAGUACAGGAAGAAAAAGGAGCGGUUGCAACCUGCUGUUUCUUGAUGCAUAUAAUAAAGAUAAAGAUCAAGAUAUCUUAUUAUAAAGCGCUAUCUACGAGUCAUAAAUGUUACACAUUAACGGCGAAUUUUUUAUAACCGUCUAGAGCAGAGGUCUGAAGAGGAAAAAGGCAUAAUUUGUUUGCAUUUAUACUCAAAUUUGCAUUUUUCGCAGCAUUUGAGAAGAACUUCUAUAGUUUUUGUCUCCUGGAUUUGACAGUGCAAAGGGCCUCGUCUGAAGUGGGUGUAAGAUACUCGAGACCUCGUCCUAGUUUCUUAUAGCCUCUAGAAUACAUCUGUGUGGAAUACCAAGCAAUCGCAAGCUCAGUGGUGAAGAUACGCCACACGGAGUUAGGUCUCUAACCCCAGCAAGCCACCAUGUUGUACCCGACAAACCAUAAAUUGCACAACACAAGUUAUGAUAAUAACAAUUCGAAGUACACUGUAAUCCAGCCGUCUACGUCUCAGAAGGAGUUCGUGGCUGUAACUCUAUUUUUUUGCCUGUUGAUUAUCGUGAAUCUGGUUGGGAACGGUUUGAUAUUCGCUGCGUACGUUGUGAACGCACGUCUGCGGUCAAUCACUAACAAGCUGAUCCUGGGCCUAGCCGUGAGCGAUAUGCUUGUGGGGCUGGUAUCUAUACCUUUAUGGGUCUACAUCUCCACCAUGGAGUUCACAGGAGCGCCUUACAGCAAGGCGACAUAUCACUUUUACAUAACUUUCGAUAUCUUCGUCGGAUCGGCGUCUAUACUUCAGUUAACCUCCAUGAGUAUUGAGAGAUGCCAUGCAAUACUUAGACCUCUGCAUCACCGGACGCUAUCGCAAUGCGCGUUUCGUACUUUGAUCUCCAUUCCUUGGAUCUUCUCCGCGCUGAUCGCUGCACUUCAUCCCAUUCAGUAUCACAGCUGGCAAGAGGUAUACACGCUACUAAUGGCUACCACGUGCUUCUUUAUUCCCUUCGUCAUCAUUGUUACCGCGUAUGUGUGUAUCUAUAUCGCUGCGCGCGCAAGACCAAGUACAGAGAGUUUUCGGUUCCGCCAUCGUAUGUCUCAGCGGAAUUCUUUCCGCAAGGAAGUCCGUCUUUCUGUAACCAUUGCUGUUAUUACCGUUCUGUUUGUCAUUGCUUGGAUGCCUCUAUUUGUGCUAUCUAUAAUCGCUACGUACUUCCCAUCAAGUCUUGUAAUCUCCGCCUCUACAGACAGACUCCUGAAGUUCGCAAAGUGGAUGCAUUAUAGUAACAGCUCUUGUAACCCGUUUCUAUACGCGUUCCGGAAUCAGGAAAUGAUACGGACUUUCAGGCGGAUUAUAUCCAAGCUCUUGUGUGGGUAUUUCACCCCGCGCUUGCGGUCGUACGGCAGUGGAAGGACAAGCCGGCGUGCGGCUUCGUACAGGGGUUCCGACCCUAACUAUGACAUCCCACGAAUGAACUCAAUCAGAGAUAGAAGGGACGCUAACUGCAACGAGCCUAAGCCCGUUUAUAACCCCGUUAUGAUGCUCUCUUCUGUGUAGGUUAAAAUGGAGUGGUUUUAUAUGAUUGUAAAUUUGUAUCACAUAUACCCUGACUUUCCGAUGGAGGAAUGUGAUUUCAACGGGUGAAAAAGGAAAACAAACAAUAAAAUUGGUUGUGGAUAAUAGAUAAAAAAACACGUUCUGUCUGAUGUAACCAUUUUUUUUUAUAAAAAAGUCCAGCGAAAUUUCAAUAAAUUCCAAGAACACUUCGAGUGCCACAAGACA
Nematostella vectensis (starlet sea anemone) is the source of this 4037-nucleotide messenger RNA. Its product is annotated as octopamine receptor Oamb-like. Gene Ontology annotation, cellular component: membrane; dendrite. The record is from RefSeq and is a predicted model, not a curated record. Gene Ontology annotation, biological process: G protein-coupled receptor signaling pathway, coupled to cyclic nucleotide second messenger; chemical synaptic transmission. The coding region runs from base 2685 to 3812 and encodes 375 amino acids. The transcript has 2 exons. Lineage: Eukaryota; Metazoa; Cnidaria; Anthozoa; Actiniaria; Edwardsiidae. Gene Ontology annotation, molecular function: neurotransmitter receptor activity; G protein-coupled serotonin receptor activity.